AUGGCGAACAAGAGAAAAGCCGCAGCUAUGUCCAAGUUAGAGGAUGAAGACCCUGUCGACCCAUCUGAUGAACUGGUCUUCAUCGGUCUUGGCGGAUGUCAAGAGGUUGGUCGGUCAUGUCAUAUCCUUCAAUACAAGGGCAAGACGGUCAUGCUCGAUGCUGGUAUGCACACAGGCCGUGAAGGAAUGUCUGCCAUGCCCUAUUUUGACGAUUUCGACCUUUCCACCGUUGAUAUUCUUCUGAUCAGCCAUUUUCAUCUCGAUCAUGCCGCCGCCCUUCCCUAUGUCCUUGCAAAAACAGAUUUUAAAGGCCGCGUCUUCAUGACGCAUCCAACUAAAGCAAUCUACAAAUGGCUCAUACAAGAUUCCGUCCGAGUCAGCAACACUUCUUCAACGUCCGACCAAAGAACGAGCUUGUACACAGAAGCCGAUCACAUAUCUACUUUGCCUCAAAUCGAAACCAUAGAUUUCUAUACGACACAUACAGUCUCAGGCGUUCGUAUAACCCCAUAUCCAGCGGGUCACGUCCUUGGGGCUGCCAUGUUUCUCAUCAACAUUGCUGGUCUGAAUAUCUUCUUCACGGCUGACUAUUCAAGAGAACAAGAUCGUCAUCUUGUAGCUGCAGAGGUCCCAGACGUCGCUACGGUUGGCAAGAUUGAUGUCCUUAUCACGGAGUCAACCUUUGGCAUCUCUAAUGCUCCACCAAGAGCAGAGAGGGAAACCGCCUUGUUGAAAGCCGUUUCCAAUAUUAUCAACCGUGGUGGUAAAGUUCUUAUGCCUGUCUUUGCCCUAGGUCGAGCUCAAGAACUUUUACUCAUUCUUGAGGAUUAUUGGCAACGCCAUUCUGAGUUACAAAAAUUCCCUAUCUACUACACGGGUAACACGGCUCGAAAGUGUAUGGUUGUCUACCAGACAUAUAUCAACGCCAUGAAUGACAAUAUCAAACGUAUCUUCCGUGAGCGAAUGGCUGAAGCAGAGGCGGCUGGCAAUGCCAAAGGCGUAAGUGCUGGGCCAUGGGAUUUCCGUUUUGUUCGAAGUCUCCGUAAUCUUGAUCGCUUUGAUGAUGUUGGUGGAUGUGUCAUGUUAGCCUCUCCAGGUAUGCUGCAGUCAGGAAUGUCCCGAGUCCUGCUGGAGAGAUGGGCGCCAGAUCAACGCAACGGUGUAGUUAUGACUGGUUACAAUGUGGAGGGAACUAUGGCUCGAACUAUCCUAUCCGAACCCGAAAUGAUUCCAGCAAUCAUGAGUGGAGGUGGUAGUGGACCACCUCAGGCCAUGGGUCGGCGGAAGGACGACGACACGGCAGUAAUGAUACCCAGAAGAUGCACUGUUGAGGAAUUCCAAUUCGCCGCACAUGUUACUGGAGUUGAAAAUGUCGAAUUCAUCGAACAAGUUGCCUCACCACACGUGAUCUUAGUACACGGAGAACGAUCACAAGCCGCACGACUAAGAUCCAGACUCUUGGAUCUUAACACGCGACGACUGGCCAACAAUCCCAACGCCCAUCAGACCAAAGUUUACAGCCCCGAAAACGGUGCCGAAGUCAAAAUCCCAUUUAGAAAAGACAAAAUUGCUAAAGUCGUUGGCAAACUCGCUCAAAUCAAUCCUCCGGCCUCUGAGGCGGAUGACUCGAGAGUCGUCAGUGGUGUUUUGGUUCAGAACGGGUUUAAGCUGAGUCUCAUGGCGCCAGAAGACCUACGAGAAUAUGCAGGCCUUACAACAACGACAAUCAUUUGUCGCCAGCACAUAACUCUUGCAGCCGCAGGAAUUGAUUUGAUACGUUGGGCACUUGAAGGGACGUUCGGAAGUAUUGAAGAGGUUGGCAAGGUGAAAUCAGACAGCAACAGCACGAAGGGCAACCACAACUCAGAUGUAUCCCAAGAGACCAAUGGCCACAAAACUGAGGAGGAAGCAGAUGAGGAAAUCAUUAUUGAGCCGCAACGAACAUUCCUUGUCAUGGGAUGUGUCACGCUCAAGUGGUCUGGUCGUGAAAAACAAAUAGAGCUGGAAUGGGAGGGAAACACUAUGAAUGAUGGCAUUGCGGAUGCUGUCAUGGCUGUCUUGAUGACAGUCGAGAGCAGUCCCGCGGCUGUCAAAUACUCCUCGAGCAAGUCCUUACAUUCACAUCACGGCCACAGUCAAGAGAAUGGCACGAAACCGCUGCGCAACCAACACGCCAAUAUCUCUCCCCAGGAUCGAUUUGCACGACUAUGCCUGUUCCUUGAAGAACAGUUUGGGGAUGGUGUUACGCCGAUUGAGAAGCCGAAACUUCCACAAAACCGAGACUCCAAAGGAAGUGAGCCCAAAAAAGAAGAAGAGGAAUCCGAAGAUGAAAGUGAUGAUGAUAUUGAGAGCGCAGAGAUAGCUGAACGUGCCAGACUCGCCGCACUGGGCAUUCCGGUACCUGGAUUGGAGAUCAAAUUUGACAAAUUUGUGGCGAAGUUAUGGUUGGAGGAUCUCGAGGUCGAAUGCACCAAUGCUGUCCUGCGAGAUCGAAUCAAGGCUGUUGUUGAGAGAGCAGUCGAAACCGUGGCUCCCAUGUGGAACACCAGGGAGACAGUCUCGGCAUGA
This is a messenger RNA of Exophiala bonariae, 2568 nucleotides long. RefSeq names its product endoribonuclease ysh1 (gene YSH1). The record is from RefSeq and is a predicted model, not a curated record. Gene Ontology annotation, molecular function: RNA endonuclease activity; 5'-3' RNA exonuclease activity; RNA binding. The transcript is spliced from 3 exons. Gene Ontology annotation, biological process: mRNA 3'-end processing by stem-loop binding and cleavage. Bases 1 to 2568 code for a protein of 855 amino acids. Lineage: Eukaryota; Fungi; Ascomycota; Eurotiomycetes; Chaetothyriales; Herpotrichiellaceae. Gene Ontology annotation, cellular component: mRNA cleavage and polyadenylation specificity factor complex.